AUGGAAAACAAGCUUGAAGCAAAAGACAAAAGCAUUCAGAAAAGAAUACCACGUUCGGUACCAAAAGGAAAGGAAAAGAGUUAUAAGUAUAUGAUAUAUACUGAAGAGUUGGAGAAAGAAGAAGACAGUGACAUGGUUAUGUUGCAUUUAGUCAGAAGAAACAACAAAAGCUUUUACGACCUUGCUAAGAUUUACAAAUCUGACAGAAAUUGGUUCUAUCGCGAAAACUUACCGAUUUCAAUGACCCCAAAUGAAGAUGUGAAACAAAUAGUUCAAGAUACGUUACCUCAAACACACUAUGAUAUUAAAGGUUGUACAAUUUUUACCUUCAAAGAAGACUUAACAUUACUGAAAGAAAAGAUAACAGAGUAUUUUGACAACUUCAAACAAGUAGGGUAG
Molecule: messenger RNA, 399 nt
Organism: Trichomonas vaginalis G3
Lineage: Eukaryota; Parabasalia; Trichomonadida; Trichomonadidae
Exons: 1
Coding region: 1-399 (132 amino acids)
Source: RefSeq, a predicted model, not a curated record